AUCAACACAGAGAGGAAGACCAUCGAUCAACGUGAAAGAAUGGUUAGAACACGAGCAAUGGCUACGGGUACCCGGCCAAAGGCCCAGCCUCUCCCGGCAAAGCCUACCCAGGCCGAAAAAGCCGCCAAAGCCGCCAAACUAAAGGCUGAGAGGGAGGCAAAAAAGGCCGAGAAGGCUGCAGCGAAGGCUGUAAAUGAUGCGAAGAAAGCUGCAGUAAAAGCAGAAAAGGACGCAAUUAAGGCCGAAGCGAAGGCCAAGAAAGCUGCAGAGAAGGCUGCAGCAAAGGCUACAGCAAAGGCCGCGAAAGUUUCCAACACCAAACUCAGCACAAAACGCGCAAAGAGCACAAUGGGCAUACCUGCCGCAAAGGCUAAAGCUACCAAAAUCACCAAGGCCACAAAGGCCACAAAGGCCACAAAGGCCACAAAGGUCACCAAGGUCGCCAAGGUUGCCAAAGUUGCCAAAGCUACGAAAAAUAUCAAAAAGGCGAAAGCUGCAAAAAGAGUUAGCGCAGUUCUUGUGGAACCUCUAGCAAAUCAAUAUGAAGAAGAGACAGAUGAUGACGAUGAUGAUGAUGAAGAUGAAGAUGAGGAUGAAGAGAACGAAGAUCACAUUGAACCACAGGCAAAAAGGCGCAAGAUUGCGACUCAGGAUCUUCGCAGACCUUAUGUCGAAGUCAGCGCGCCUAAAGCAAAGCGUCCGAGCUUCCAAAUUGGGGAAUGGAACUACAUGAGAAAAGCAUUUAUUCCAGAAGGUCUGGAGAACGAAAAUAAAGGACCUCUACCAGACAUCUAUAUUGGAGGCACUGCACCACAGCCUCGUUGGGUAAUCACUCAAAAUGAAGUCAUACAACUUCCUAUCAAGCGACAACCUGCCUCCUCAAAUGCCAGCUCCGGGAGUAUGGAAAAAAGGGAAUUUGGAGGUUUACAGUGGAUCUUUGAAGAAGGCGAUUUCCAGAAUUGGGCCGGGCUGGAAUACCCAGCUCUUUACGAACUUGCGUUCUUGUGCCUCGAAUAUACCCUCAUUGAUUCAAAGAUCCGAGAGCAGAUCUAUGAUUCCCUGGCUCAGGGCCCCUUGCCCAAGGAGGCAAUCGAAGGGAACAUAUGGUACCCAGCUCUGCCGCCGAUUCCCAUCACAAGGCAUUUCAUUCCAGGAUCCUCCGCGCAAACUAGUCGAAAGUCAAGUGAUGCGACCUUUUAUUUCGGAAGCUAUGAGCGCCCAAACGUGGCAGUUCAACGUCGUGAUGAACGCCUCGCGCAGCUGUACCCGCAGGCCGUGGCUUCCAGUCUAUAUAUUCGACCGACAUCCGAGAAUUGGCCGAGUGCUCCGCGCUCUGCAAGUCCAGAUCCAGAAAACGAGGAUGGUAGCGAAGAAAAUCAAUCAGUCAAGUCCAGGAAGUCUGUGAGAGGGAAGCUUUACCGGGAACGAAAUCCAGUGGACACUUUCUCCGGACCGACAGCAACUAUGUCUCUUCGAAACGAGCAGAGCAUCAAACAAGACAUGGAACAGGCCAGCGAGCAAGAUUUCGAGCAGGACAGCGAGCAGGACAGCGACGAUAGCCGGUCAGCUAGGUCCAGGACGUCGUCUGCGUCCAGGAAGCUUGACCUGGAACUAACCCAAGAGGGCACUUAUUCGGAGCCGACAACCCCUGUGUCUCUUGAAAAUCAUGAGAAACAUGCACGACUUGGCAUAGCCUCGGAAAAUGGUUCAAUAUUUGGUGACGGUGAUGACUUCGAAGAUAACACUCAAGCAGAGCCUGGCUCGGCUCGAGACUCUCGAGAACAAUCUCCUAACAGCCUCUUCUCUGGCUCCGGGUCCGACAGCGAGGUCAGCGCUUCUCCCGAUAGCAAUGAGCAAAGCAAUGUCAACGUCGCUGACGAUAAUAGCGCCCAAUCGACGAAUAGCCUGUCCCCAGUAUGCCAUGAUGGGCUCUUCAGCCCUGGACAGAUUGAUAGCUAUUAUCGCGAGAGGAACAGAGAAAGGCUAGGCGGACUUGGACCUCACGAAGCGCCAGAACGAAAGAGCCAAGCACAAUCCUCAAGCUCUGGGACGGAUGUAUGGGAGCCAACCAGAGCCGUAAUGGGAAAAAGAAGUUUCGAAGAAGAGCUCGGAAGUUCAAGUAAAAGAAGUCGACUGGAAUCGCCAUUAACACCGUCACUACCCGCCACUCGAAGAAAGAUUCCGGCUGAUACCAGGGCGGACAAUGUUAUGACAUUCGCAGAGAUGCUACAAAAGCAACGGGAGGAAAUGCGAGCCACUGCAGCAGAGAAAAUAUCAGACAAACCGCCGGUGGCACUCUUGAAGAAGGCUACGCAAAAUCAGGCGAGUGCAAGAUUACAGGCGGAUGCACCUAGUCCUGAGAUUCUGCCUAAUCUGCAAGACAAGUUCCUUGAACAGACUAAGGCAUAUCUCAAUGAUCCAAUCCAGAGGGCAAAACAUUUCCCUGACCCUCUUGCUGUCCGCCGAGCUAGGGUGUGGGCAGGGGAGGAAGUAGUGGGCUAUGAGAUCAAACCCACAGUCGACGCCACACUUCCCCCUUGGUCUGAAAGGCAUCGGCCUUUCGGUCAAUGGCAGGAUCCGAUUGGGGUAGCCCCUGGGCCUGCGAUGCGCACAAAGGUCUCGAGAUGGAAAAAACGGAGCAGGGGACAAAGUAAGAGAAGACCAAGACCAGCAUCUGCAAAGGAGCAGUCAGUCAGUUCAGCCCGGUGGUCCCCGUUUAGAUAA
Messenger RNA from Penicillium coprophilum, 2724 nucleotides. RefSeq lists its product as uncharacterized. Lineage: Eukaryota; Fungi; Ascomycota; Eurotiomycetes; Eurotiales; Aspergillaceae. The record is from RefSeq and is a predicted model, not a curated record. The transcript is spliced from 4 exons. The annotation marks the transcript as partial.